Messenger RNA from Cryptotermes secundus, 1838 nucleotides. Its product is annotated as 4'-phosphopantetheine phosphatase. NCBI's taxonomy places the organism in Eukaryota, Metazoa, Arthropoda, Insecta, Blattodea, Kalotermitidae. Gene Ontology annotation, biological process: coenzyme A biosynthetic process. Gene Ontology annotation, molecular function: ATP binding; pantothenate kinase activity. The transcript is spliced from 6 exons. Gene Ontology annotation, cellular component: cytosol; nucleus. The record is from RefSeq and is a predicted model, not a curated record. The annotation marks the transcript as partial.
GGAAUACUGGCUCCAAUGUUUUGAAGAAUCUGUGGACAAAUUUGUUUCCCGAGCCAUCAGCAGUCAACCUCAUAGUCUGACAGCCAAAGAGAGAGCAUCUAAAUUCAAGGAAAAAUAUGUAUCUAGGCUGUAUUACCUCAAACAUCAGCCAUUUGCCUAUGGUAAUUUGUCCGUGAGGAGCUUACUGGACACAAUUGAACAUUGUAUGAAGGAAUUUGAUUUUCCUGAUCCAUAUCUUUUGCAAAAGCAGAUGGAGAAUGAGAAAGCCCUUGGUUUGUUAGGAAAAAGACUGGAGUACCUGGAUAAUUUGGAAUGGUUUCCUCGGCAAGAAAUGUUGAUCACAUCUAUAUUGGCAGGAAAUAUGUUUGACUGGGGGGCACGUGAAGUGGCUGAUCUUAUGGAAAAUACAGACUUUGGAUUCCAUGAAGCACGUAGCAAGAUACAAGCUCGACCGUGGCUGGUAGAUGGUUUGGACAAAUGGAUAGAUCGCCUGAAGGGUCCACCUCACAAGUGUGCUGCCAUCUUUGUGGACAACAGUGGGAUUGACAUUGUUCUUGGUAUUCUUCCCUUUGCUAGGGAAUUGUUAGAGAGAGGAACUAAGGUGAUUCUUUGUGCAAACUCAGCACCUGCCUUGAAUGAUGUGACCCAUUCUGAACUGGUCAUGCUGUUGAAGCAAGCUGCAGCAGUUUGUGGGGUGAUCCGCAGUGCUCUGAAUGCAGGAACACUGAUUCCAAUGGAAACAGCACAAGCAGGACCUUGUCUUGAUCUCAGUCGAUUGAAUCUGGAUUUGGCAAAUGCAAUGUCAUCCCAGGGUGUGGAUCUAAUCGUUCUGGAAGGGAUGGGCCGUGCACUUCACACAAAUCUGGAAGCACUAUUCACAUGUGAAUGUCUCAAAAUAGCUGUAAUCAAGAAUCGGUGGCUAGCUACAAGGCUUGGUGGAGAUAUGUUCUCAGUUUUAUGUAAGUAUGAGUGCCCAAAUGAAGUAAAGGAAGACAGGAAACAACAGGGUUUGAAUGCAGUGAAAUAAUAAUGUUGCAGUUUGAGCAAGAUGUGUGCACAGAUGAAGUAAAGAAAGGAAGGAAGGGUAGGGUUGAAAACAGUGAAAUAAUAUUGUGGUUUGAUGAGGGUUUUAUUAUUAUUAUUAUUAUUAUUAUUAAAAAUUUAGCUUGUAUUAGUGACUAUUAAUGCAGGUUGUAGAUUGGAUGAACGAUUUUGUUUACUCCUUAUAUGCACCACCAGUAAUUACACGUAAUUAUAACACUGUCGCUAUUACUACACUUGAUACAUCACUGUUACACACACACACACACACACACACACACACACACAAACACACACACACACACCACUCCUCCCCUGGUAAUGCAAUUAAGACAGGAACCAUAAAAGUCUCACUUAAUCAAACACUCCAAAUAUCAAGUCUUCUCUUUACAGCUGCUAACUACACUGAACUCUGCACUAAUCUAAGCUACAACAGCUCCUUGUUAUACAGGCUUCGCAUGAACCACACAGAAAACAUGAGUCACGAGAUUCAUACUAAGCGAGUUCAUUUUGCGCACUAACACUUGAUUAGCAAUGAGCUAUAACCUUCAUCCACUGAGACACAGCAUCCAUUGUUGCUUGUUGGAAUAUGUUUACUGAGCCAUUGCCUAGAAAUGCUUUGAGCAAAUUUGUUAACCAUAUUUUUAUCCUCAUCACAUCAUCAUUAUUAUUUAAUCAAUCAGCCAGACAUGUUUCUGCAGACGUAUCAUUAUUUAUAACAGAAAGUUAAUUUUGUCAACUCUUGUUGUUAAUAACACAUUUAAUAAUAAUAGUAAUAAAGGGUUCUUUUUGUUAGA